Molecule: messenger RNA, 2971 nt
Organism: Hemiscyllium ocellatum (epaulette shark)
Lineage: Eukaryota; Metazoa; Chordata; Chondrichthyes; Orectolobiformes; Hemiscylliidae
Gene: tmem129
Product: transmembrane protein 129, E3 ubiquitin protein ligase
Exons: 4
Coding region: 51-1136 (361 amino acids)
Biological process (GO): protein ubiquitination
Cellular component (GO): membrane; endoplasmic reticulum
Molecular function (GO): ubiquitin protein ligase activity
Source: RefSeq, a predicted model, not a curated record
UUGAACCGGAUAUCCGUGUGUCCAGCGGCGACGGUUUGGCCGAGCCGAGAAUGGACAGCCCUGAAGCAGCGUUCAGUCUCUUUUACAUUGUCCUUUCCUUCUGUUUUGUCUUCACUCCGACCGAGUUCCGUUCGGCGGGGGUGACGGUGCAGGACCUGCUGUCUGAGCAGCUGGGCAGUGAGGAUCUGGCCUUCAUUCACUACCACAUCCGCAGGACGGCCGCCACUGUCACUGUGCAUUCGCUGUUACCGCUAGGUUAUUAUGCAGGAAUGUGUGUUGCAUCUUCUGGUGAAAAGCAGUUCUACUUUCUAGUAAGCGAGGGUUGGUUGAUUUAUUUAGUGACUGCUGUGCUCAUCCCGGCUUUUACUAGCCUCAUGGUGUUGUAUUGGUCCUUAAAUAAGUGGGGCAACCAUCCAAUAGCCAGAGGCCUUGCACAUUAUGCCCUUCCACAGUCUGGUUGGAGAGCAGUGGCAUCUUCUGUUAAUACUGAGUUCCGAAGGAUUGAUAAAUUCGCUUCUGGAGCAGCAGGAGCCCGUGUUAUUGUCACUGAUACCUGGGUGAUGAAGGUGACUACUUACCAUGUUCAUAUAGCACAGCAGCAGGACAUUCACCUCACAUUGACUGAAUCGAGACAGCAUGAGCUGUGUCCUGACGUGAAUGCUCCUGUACAAUUCCUCACAAUUCAAGUGUGCAGCAUCAAUCCGAACAUCAAGCCAUUCGACAUUAGACUGAAUUCAACUGAGUAUGGUGAACUACGUGAGAAACUGCACACAACAGUUCGAAAUGCUCAUAAUGUGGUUAUCCAUCAGUCUCUAAGUGACAUGUUUCUUGACACAUUCAAGAUCCAGGUGGAAUUGAACCAACGGUUUCAUCUACCUAGUAAUCAGGAACUGGAGCCGUGCAUUGGCUGCAUGCAGACAGCUGCUAACAUUAAACUCAUCAAAGACUGCCAAGAGCCAAAUGAGGGCGAGUGUCAGCAGUGUUAUUGUCGUCCCAUGUGGUGCCUAACGUGUAUGGGAAAAUGGUUUGCCAGCCGCCAAGAUCAGCAGCAUCCAGAAACAUGGCUAUCCAAUCGGGUGCCCUGCCCUACCUGUCGGUCAAAGUUUUGCAUCCUUGACAUCUCUAUUGUAUGCUAACGUGAAUGAAAUGAAAAUGGACAUUAUUCUUCAUCUAAUAUCCCAGUUGUCCAUCUCAUGUCAAGAUUUCAUUUCUGACCUCUUCCAAGCUGUAGCCCUCAACUUUGUUUUGUUAUGGAAACUAAACUAAAUGUCUUCAGGCCACAACAAUUGCCCUUGAAGUGUUCAUUUUACUUUAAAACCCUACAUCAUUCAGUGAUGAGUACUUCCAGUGAGAGAAAUUAUUUUCCCUUUUUUCUUAUUCCCCUGUGUCUACUCAAAAUGAAACUUGUCAACUUGGGAUUGCUUCUUCGAGAACUGAAGACUUUUGCAACAGGAACAUCAGUUCAGAGUUGCUUGAAACUUAAAUCUUCAGAACACUACAAUGACCGUAUUUCUGGAUUGUCAUGAGUUGACUCAAAUUCAUUAACUGAAUGGUUUGAAACACUUAAAUUUCAAGGCUUUCCUCUCAAUUCUUUUCAUUUUACAUUAUGGAUUCUCAGUAUUUUAUUUCCAACUUCAAAUCUUUCCUAUACAAUCACUGCGUAUAUAGUAUUAUAGUUUUGGAUAGCAUUGUGUCAUCCUUGCUAGAUACAAAAUCUGAGUAUUUUCAAACUCAGUGAAUCCUUUCUAUUUCACAAUGUUAAUUGCAUAUCUCCUUUAUAAACCUUUUUCUGCAGCUGGCUGAUUUUUCCAUUGUUUAUUUUCCCAUUUUGUACUCCAUAUGGACGCUGGUUUUAAAGAUUGCCUGUAACUCAUUCAGAAUUUUGCCAAUUCUGGUUCUUAGUUGCAUUUUUUAAAAUACUGGUGCAAAUGAUGCUGCCAGUGCAGGGUUUCUCACUGUAAAGGUGAUGAUGACAGCCUUUGCCUUGAACCGUAGCAGUCUAUUCUCCACAAUUGUUCAGAAAUGCAAGGGGAGUUAUUUGUUCAUUUUGACUUUAACAAUGAAGGUUAUACAUAAUGUCAAACUUAAAUGUAAACAAUCUGGAAGAGAUUCAGUGCAUAUUCUUCUGAAAUAAUUUUGAAGAAAAAUGUUACAUUGCCCUGAUUUGCUCAACCAGGAGUCUAGGACUAAAGGCAGUCUAAGGGUUAGUCAUACCUUUCAGGUUUGAAAUUGACAAAUGCUUCUACACAUUAAAGAUGGAAGUUUUGAAUUCUUUCAGCAAAUAGCAAUUUGUAGGUUAACUGUUAAUUUUAAAUCUAAACUUGUUUUUUUUAAGUCAAAAUUAUUAAGUGGCAAAGUUAAGUAUCUGGAGUUAUUUCACAGCUCUGUCAUGGUCUUCUUGAAUGGUAGGAUAAGCUUUAUUGUCCAAAUGGGGUCUUCCUGUUGAAGCUCUGAAAUACUCCGCUGUAAAGUCCAUUAUGCCAAUUCCAUUUGGCAAUACUUUAAGCAAAAUUCUAAAAGACAACCACACCUAAUUUGGAAGGUUAGAGAUCCUUUUGCAAUUUUUCCAGGAGCUUACUCUUCAUUACUAAUUUAAACUAGGUUACUUUACCCUGUGUGGCAGUGUUAAAAUUAUCCCAGGGCUCUUGCAAUUACAGGAGCGAUAGAAAGGAUUGACACGAUGAAGUGAUCCCUGCAUAAGUCCACACUAAUUGGCAUGCUCCCUUCCCAUUCUCCCUUAACUAUUCUAUAGUUCCACAUAUAUUUCAAACUGAGAAAUUUACAGUAGGCUGUAGGUAUCUUUGGAACAGCAUCAUGUUCAGAAGAUAAAAAAUAUUUUGAAGAAAAUUGAAAUGGUUCUUAACUUUGAAUGACCUGAUUUUAAGAUGAAAUUGUAUUUUUGAAGCUAUAAGGUAUAUUUUUCUGUUUUGGUAUAUGGACAAUAGUACAUAAUAAAAUAUUCUGUCCUGGA